Molecule: messenger RNA, 1268 nt
Organism: Amorphotheca resinae ATCC 22711
Lineage: Eukaryota; Fungi; Ascomycota; Leotiomycetes; Helotiales; Amorphothecaceae
Exons: 3
Coding region: 216-1268 (350 amino acids)
Cellular component (GO): cytoplasm
Molecular function (GO): GTPase activity
Source: RefSeq, a predicted model, not a curated record
CCAUUUUACCGAUUCAAAACAAGAUACGAGAACUUUUACAGCGGUCUAUUCAUACACUCUCGAAUCUGACUAUAGCUUCUAAGUACGAGGACAAGAUCAGAAGUGUCUAGAGCAGCGACCUGCUUCGAUCAUUACAACACCCCGCUUCCCCGCCAUAGCCUGCCUGGUCGAUUUGGAAAACAACGAGUCCGUGUUAGGGAUCUCUGAUCGCUGCAAUGCCAUUCGCGCAGCUUGUGCUAGGUAGUCCAGGUGCUGGCAAAAGCACAUACUGCAAUGGAAUGCAUCAGUUCAUGUCAGCCAUAGGACGGAAAUGCUCCGUGGUGAACCUCGACCCUGCAAAUGAUCGUACAACCUACCCAUGCGCAUUAGACGUUCGAGACCUCAUAAAGCUAGAAGAGAUUAUGGAUGAGGAUAACCUUGGUCCAAACGGCGGCGUGCUAUACGCUCUCGAAGAACUGGAAGAGAAUAUCGAAUGGCUGGAACAGGGACUGAGUGAACUGGGCGAAGACUAUGUACUAUUUGAUUGUCCUGGUCAAGUCGAGCUCUACACACAUCACUCGUCAUUGCGGAACAUCUUCUUCAAAAUACAGAAAAUGGGCUACAGACUUGUAGUUAUGCAUCUGUCCGAUUCAUAUUGCCUCACGCUCCCCUCCCUCUACAUCUCCAAUCUAAUCCUUUCUCUGCGCGCUAUGCUGCAGAUGGACCUCCCACAUCUCAACGUCUUGACAAAGAUCGACAAACUUUCUCAAUACGGUCCCUUGCCCUUCAAUCUUGAUUUCUAUACCGAAGUCCACGAUCUCUCAUACCUACUCCCACACCUACGAGACGAAUCUCCGGUAAUCAGCGCUAAAUUCGAAGGCCUAAAUGCGGCAAUUGUCGACCUUGUGGAAGGUUUUGGGUUGGUAGGAUUCGAAACUUUAGCGGUGGAAGACAAAAGGAGUAUGAUGCAUUUACUCCAAGUCAUAGACCGAGCCGGUGGUUACGCAUUCGGUGGCGCUGAAGGAGCAAACGAUACCGUUUGGCAAGUCGCGAUGCGGGAGGGAGUGACAACUAUGGAUAUAAAGGACGUUCAAGAAAGGUGGCUUGACGCGAAGGACGAGUAUGACGAGCAGGAGAGAAAGGAGUGGGCAGAGCAGGCCAAGAUUCGAGAUGAAGCCGAGAAGGCGAAGGAGGCUGAGCUUGCCGGGGAUGACGACGAUGACGAUCUGGAAAGCAUGCCGUUGCCUGCUGGUGGGAGUGGUAUAAAGAUUGUUAGAAAGAAUCAAUGA